Molecule: messenger RNA, 2781 nt
Organism: Scylla paramamosain (green mud crab)
Lineage: Eukaryota; Metazoa; Arthropoda; Malacostraca; Decapoda; Portunidae
Exons: 2
Coding region: 1-2781 (926 amino acids)
Molecular function (GO): catalytic activity
Source: RefSeq, a predicted model, not a curated record
AUGGAUCCCGCCCGGCCUUCAGUACCCCCAACUGAGCCCUGUCACACCCCUUCAGGCCGGACCACAACUCCCUCCAACAUGGUAAGGCCCGACCGCCACCGCCACCAAUUCAAGGUUAUCUCCGCCAAUGUACGUGGUCUCCGAACGAACAUCGGAGACCUGACCCACAACUGUGUACUACGACACGGUGCAGAUGCAGUUGUGGUGACGGAGACCUGGCUGAACGGAGAUGUGGAGCCAUCGUUCGGCAAAAUAGGUGGCUACACUCACUGGGCCAGGAGAGACCGAAAGGAUAGAGCUGGAGGCGGAGUGGCUGUCUGCUUCAGGGAGGGAGUGCAGACACAACAACUCGACGUGGACACGCCGCCUCAGCUAGAGGUGAUGUUCUUCCGGGUUGUGCUGGCCAACCACUCUGCCCUCCUGCUGUGCGCCAUGUACCGCCCCCCCCGGCAAGGGCCUGACUCGCUCCUGUACCUCAAGGAGGCCCUAGAUGUCCUCCUUGUGACUCACCGCUGCCAACACUUUUUGCUUGUGGGCGACCUCAACCACCACCUGGAGCACGACGCCUACGAAAACCUCCUGACGGUGCAGGGCCUGAGGGACCAUGUGACCUUCCUCACUCAUGAGCGGGGCGGGAUCCUGGACCCCGUCAUAUCCGACCUGGAGGAGGACACACUCAGCUGCCACCAGCUGGGUCUCGUGGGCAGCUCUGACCACCAUGCUGUCCUGACCCAGGUGGACAUGGGUGUGGCUCGUGACGAGGCCACCACUCGCACUCUCUGGCUAUGGGAUAGGGCAGACUGGGGCUCCCUUCGCCGAGACCUGCGCAGGACUGACUGGCCUUCCAUCCUGCAGGGUGGAGCGGAGGUACAGGCGCGAGCCUUCACUUCCUACCUCUUGGCGCUCCAGGAGCAACACGUGCCCCACCGUGAGUUUGUCGCCAGACCAACGGACCAGCCUUGGUUUGGCUACCGCUGCCGCGUUGCCGCCGAGGCGAAGUAUUCUGCGUGGCUCCGCUACAAGCAGAGUCCUACUCGGCGCAACAAAGACCUACAUCGUGCGGUCUGCAAGAGGAUGGUGACGACCUGCCGGUGGGCCGUAGGGAGGUGGGAGGAGGACCUGCGGCGCCAGCUAGGAGGCCCUGGAGUGGGCAACAAGACUUGGUGGUCCCUUGUUAAGGGCAGACAGGGCCUCAACCGUAAAGACACUGUCCCUCCUCUCACAAGGCCCGACGGAACGGUGGCCACCAGCAGCAAGGACAAAGCACAGCUGCUGGCCACCCUUUUCGCUGGGAAGAUGGAGGUGGACGACCCUGAAAGGUCACCGCCUCUUCUGGAGCAGCAGUGCAGAGAGACUGUAACCAAGGUGGAGGUGACGCAGGGGCUUGUCGAGCGUCUGUUGCAGGGGCUCGAUGUACAAAAAGCUACCGGUCCCGACAACAUCAGCCCGCACGUUUUGAAACAAUGUGCCCGCGAGCUGGCUGUACCCCUCACCACAGUCUUCUCUGCCUGCUUACAGGAAAAUACCUGGCCCUUAGUGUGGAAAGAGGCCCGGGUAGUUCCCGUACACAAGAGGAGCUCCAGGUCUGACCCAAAAAAUUAUCGACCCAUCUCCCUGCUCUCUGUGGUGGGGAAAGUAUUCGAGAGGGUGGUGGCAGAUGUGGUGUGUCGCCACCUCCAAGACAAUUACCUCCUCUCGGACCAACAGUUUGGGUUCAGACCUGGGCGGUCCACUUCCGAUCUCCUCAUGCUCCUCACCGGGCGCUGGCAGGACACCCUUGACGGCGGCCUCGACUCAAAUGUUGUGGUGGCCCUGGAUAUAGCGGGCGCCCUCGACAGGGUCUGGCAUGGGGGUCUUCUGGAAAAGCUGAGGGCAAAGGGGAUCCAGGGUGACCUCCUUCAGCUCCUUGGCGACUACCUCCAAGGAAGGACCCUCCAGGUCGUUAUCAAUGGGCAAGCGUCCGAGUCCCUCCCGGUGAGAACGUCAGUGCUACAGGGCUCAGUGCUGGGGCCAGUCCUGUGGAACAUCUACGUGGACGAUCUUCUCCUACAGCUGCCGGCGGUCUCACCUUAUGCUGACGAUUGCACUCUCUCCUGUACCUACCCUCGACACGAAAGUGUGUGUGCUGCUGAAGAGAUCAACCAGCAGCUUGUAAUACAGGAGUGGGGGGCACGCUGGCAGGUGACCUUUGCUCCGGAGAAGACACAUGCAAUGGUAGUUUCUCCAUCCCCCGCAGCCGAACCAGCAGUGGAGGGAGGGCUAAGCUUUGGUGGCCUUUCUCUCGAACUCCAGGAGUCCGUCAAGAUUCUUGGGCUGACACACACCGCCCUCGUGAAACACGCCGACGUAGUGGUGGCAGUGGAGACCUUCCUGGAUGACAGCUGUGUUACCACCUGCGACAGGAUUACCGGCUACUCUCACUGGAUGAGGCGUGACCGCCAGGGUGGGCAGGGAGGUGGUUUAGCCGUGUGUCAUCGCGAGGGUCUCCACAUGGACGCCCUGACAGUCAACACACCGGACGUGAUGGAGAUGAUGCUUUUCCGUAUCACACUUGCUGACAGGGGCGCCCUGCUGCUGUGUGUCAUGUACCGACCUCAGUGGCAGGGAAGCGAGCCGCUCAACUACCUACUACGACGCCCUGGAUGUUGGCCGGCCAUCAUUAGUGAUUGCCCUGGACAUCGCCGGGGCCUUCGACACUGUGUGACAUCGGGGACUUCUGGCAAAGUUGGAGCAGCUGGGGCAUCACCGGGGACCUGCUGCACCUGCUCUCCAGCUACCUGA